GAUCGGACGAAUCAUCAGCAACUGCCAUUGGUAUUUCAAACAACAACACACAAUGACACAUAUUGUCCUCAAAAUCCAGUGAAUCAAAUAAUUAUGCAUAAAAUGCCGUCACGUACAUCACCUCUCAAUAUGUCAAUUCCCACAACAGAUGUUGCUGGUAUUGUUCUUUAUCGACAAAAAUGUGAUAAAGUCGCAGAUAAUAAUCAUGAAGGUUUUCAAUUGGAACAGAUUACAAAUAGACAAUAG
Adineta ricciae is the source of this 246-nucleotide messenger RNA. Lineage: Eukaryota; Metazoa; Rotifera; Eurotatoria; Adinetida; Adinetidae. The record is from the annotation of a GenBank genome assembly.